Molecule: messenger RNA, 664 nt
Organism: Ruditapes philippinarum (Manila clam)
Lineage: Eukaryota; Metazoa; Mollusca; Bivalvia; Venerida; Veneridae
Product: C-type lectin domain family 17, member A-like
Exons: 5
Coding region: 84-575 (163 amino acids)
Source: RefSeq, a predicted model, not a curated record
UAGACAUUGUAAGAUAAAAUGUUACGAUUAUCUUAUCUCUAUGACUUUUAAAAAGGACUUCAUUUGAAACAAUUACAUACUGUAUGUACAUGAUAAUGAUGAUUAGUUUGGCGUUGAUAUUUGUUCUCUUUAUUGAAAGUUCAGUUUAUGCGGAUACAAGUUGUCCAGAUGCAUGGGUAGCAUACAAGGGUUCAUGUUAUCUGUUUGCUCACGACCAGUCGCAAACCUUUACAGAAGCUGAGCAUUUUUGUAAUCAGCAUUCGUCUCAUCUUGUACAUAUUAAUGAUGUUCACGAGAACAACUUCCUUCAACAAUUUCUGACCCAUUUCACUUCAAAUGAUUGGUGGAUUGGACUCUCUGAUACAGUCAUAGAAAGCGAAUAUAAAUGGAUAGACAGCAACACUAUAGCUGAUUACGUGGAAUGGGGACCUCACGAGCCGAACAAUAACCACAACGAGGACUGUUGUAUCAUCAACAGGCAAGAAGGCUUCAAAUGGGCAGAUGUGAAGUGCUCUCUACAGUUCCAGCCGAUCUGCGAGAAAAAUGUUGCCAAUGAGAACGAGAUCAUAGGAUAGCUUCCGUCCUAAUUAGCUUCAUUUAUAUAUGAAAUAAUGAUAUUUCUGCAACGAGCUUGUAAUAAAGUUUCAUAGCAAUUGUGUUUCAA